AAGCCGGGUAGGCACUGGCUCCGUCGCCUCCAACGCCCCGGGCUGACAAGGGAAGGUGGGAUGCUCUGAUGGCCGGGCCUGCGGCGCUGAGCGCAGCGGCGGCGGCGGCUGCUCUGGUGGCCGCCUUGCUCCUGCUGCGUCGUGAGGACCCGGGGCCGGGGGCUAGCCCCAGCAUGGCCGAAACAGAAGCACUGUCCAAGCUUCGAGAAGACUUCAAGAUGCAGAAUAAAUCUGUCUUUAUUUUGGGCGCCAGCGGAGAAACCGGCAGAGCGCUCUUAAAGGAAAUCCUGGAGCAGGGCCUAUUUUCCAAAGUCACGCUCAUUGGCCGGAGGAAGCUCACCUUAAACGAGGAAGCAUAUAAAAAUGUGAACCAAGAAGUGGUGGACUUUGAAAAGUUGGAGGACUACGCUUCUGCCUUUCAAGGUCAUGAUGUUGGAUUCUGUUGCCUGGGUACCACCAGAGCGAAAGCCGGGGCGGAGGGAUUUGUUCGUGUUGACCGAGAUUAUGUGCUGAAGUCUGCAGAGCUGGCAAAAGCUGGAGGGUGCAAACAUUUCAACUUGGUAUCCUCUAAAGGAGCUGAUAAAUCAAGCAAUUUUUUAUAUCUACAAGUUAAGGGAGAAGUGGAAGCCAAGGUUGAAGAAUUAAAAUUUGAUCGUUACUCUGUAUUUAGGCCUGGAGUUCUGUUAUGUGAUAGGCAAGAGUCUCGCCCAGGUGAAUGGUUGGUUAGAAAGUUCUUUGGCUCCUUACCAGAAUCUUGGGCUAGUGGGCAAUCUGUGCCCUUGGUGACUGUGGUUAGAGCAAUGCUGAACAAUGUGGUGAGACCAAGCGACAAGCAGAUGGAACUGCUGGAGAACAAGGCCAUCCAUGACCUGGGGAAAGCACAUGGCUCUCUCAAGCCAUGACCACACUGGAGAAAUGGUUUUUAUUGUCAGCCUUAACACCCAUCACCAAAUCAAUAAUUUCAGGGUCUAAAAAAAGUCCGCAUAUUUUAGCUUUGUUGUUUUACUAUCCUCAGGCAUCCAUUCCAAUCAAGAAAUGAUGGUGCUCUGAAUCAGUGGUUCAGAGCCUGGUUAUACAUAUAGAUCCUCAGCGAGCUUUGGAAAAAUAAAGAUGUUAGCCGUAUCUCAAACUUGAAUCAAAAUUUCUGGGGUGUGGGCAGAAUAAUCUGUAAUUUUCUUUGUUUAUACUUCCCCUGAUGCCACUGGUUCUGAUGCCACUGGUUGGGGGGCCUGCUUUGAAAUGCUUGUCUGCAGAGUCACAGCAGCCGGGAAAACCUUGUGACCAUGCAAAUGAGCUCUGCUCUAAAAUUGUUGACAUUCACAUCUCUGAGUUACAAAAGUGCUAAUUCACUACAUGUAAUUGUGUAAGUAAACAUUGUGCCUUUACUACUUCUUUAUGUAAUAGAAAUUAUAUACCUAAGCUUAUAUAAUACAUGGGGAGGAUUAAAUAAAGGAAUAAAGAUAAAUUGACAACU
This is a messenger RNA of Rhinopithecus roxellana (golden snub-nosed monkey), 1474 nucleotides long. It is a transcript of the gene HTATIP2, whose product is annotated as HIV-1 Tat interactive protein 2. Bases 69 to 902 code for a protein of 277 amino acids. Gene Ontology annotation, cellular component: cytoplasm. The transcript has 6 exons. Lineage: Eukaryota; Metazoa; Chordata; Mammalia; Primates; Cercopithecidae. The record is from RefSeq and is a predicted model, not a curated record. Gene Ontology annotation, biological process: import into nucleus.